Molecule: messenger RNA, 876 nt
Organism: Portunus trituberculatus (swimming crab)
Lineage: Eukaryota; Metazoa; Arthropoda; Malacostraca; Decapoda; Portunidae
Product: outer dynein arm-docking complex subunit 2-like
Exons: 4
Coding region: 19-837 (272 amino acids)
Molecular function (GO): protein binding
Source: RefSeq, a predicted model, not a curated record
CUUUAACAGCAAUCUGUGAUGCCAGAGACUGGCAGUAGCAGCGGCGGAAGGAAAGGAUCUGAGCAACCUCCUCUUGGUCUUGGAUCAGAGGUAGAGUCAGCGGUCGGUACAUCUAGUGGUGCUGAGGUGGAAGGUCAGAAGGAUGUCGAUUUACUUGACAACAAAGCUGGUGGUCAAGGAGUUGGGGACAGUGAGUUGCUUGAGGCCGUGUCAGAAGCCAUAUGGCAUGUGUGUCUCCUGCCUGACCAUGUGACCGCCGUCAAGGAUCUUAACUCCGUGCCCAUCUUGGUGGCUCUCCUGCAGCACAACGAUGAGAAGGUUCUCACAAACGUUGUUGGUGCAUUGGGUGAACUAGCAGGAGAUCCAGAGUGUUGCCUGUUGUUACUUCGUGGAGGUGGCGUCACAACCCUCAUUCAGUUACUUCGUCGAACAUCAGACAAACUUCUUCUCAACGUAACCCAUGCCCUUGGCUCAUGUGCAGCUGAUGAGGAUGCACUGGAGGCUCUUCUAAACCAAGAUGGUUUACGGCUCCUUUGGUCUCACCUGAAGAAUCCUAAUUGUCGUAUUCAAGCAUCAGCAGCUAAUGCAAUAUGCACUUGUCUGCAACAAGAGAGCGAAGGUCUAGCUGAAGUAGUGAGGAGCCUGGUUGGAGGAAUAGAGCUCCUGGUAUCCUUACUUGAAAGCGAGAGCGAAUCAGUUUUGUCGGCGGUCUGUGCUGCUAUCGCCAGAAUUGCCAGGGACCCGCAGAACCUUGCUAUCAUGACGGACUACGGGGCAGUCACUUCACUCUCUCGCCUGGCUGUCAGGGUAGGUAGCUUUCCUUUUGUCCGUAAAUAAUAUGGUUAGCUAUUUGUUAUGAAAGAGAGAGAGAGAGAG